Meyerozyma guilliermondii ATCC 6260 is the source of this 1191-nucleotide messenger RNA. RefSeq names its product branched-chain-amino-acid transaminase (gene BAT21). The record is from RefSeq and is a predicted model, not a curated record. The transcript has a single exon. Bases 1 to 1191 code for a protein of 396 amino acids. Gene Ontology annotation, biological process: L-valine biosynthetic process; L-leucine biosynthetic process. Lineage: Eukaryota; Fungi; Ascomycota; Pichiomycetes; Serinales; Debaryomycetaceae. Gene Ontology annotation, molecular function: branched-chain-amino-acid:2-oxoglutarate transaminase activity. Gene Ontology annotation, cellular component: mitochondrion.
AUGAGCUUUUUCAGACUGUUUAAAUUUGCCAGUAUUUCCCGCUGCUCCAAAUCUUUGUCUUCGACUAACAAAAGGAACAUCAUGACUGCUGGAUUAGAUGCCUCCAAAUUGGAGAUAACGAAGGCGGAAAACUUGAAACCAAUGUUGCCAAACGACCAAUUGGUGUUUGGUAAGACGUUUACUGACCAUAUGCUUGAAAUCGAAUGGACCAAGGACCAAGGAUGGGGAACUCCAAAAAUUUCUCCUUACCACAACCUCUCGCUUGAUCCCUCGGCUGUCGUGUUUCACUAUGCCUUUGAAUUAUUCGAGGGUAUGAAGGCUUUCAGAGAUGCCGAAGGUAAAAUCAGACUUUUCAGACCUGAUAUGAAUAUGAUCAGAAUGAACAAAUCUGCCGCUCGUAUCACUUUGCCCACAUUUGACGACGAAGAAUUGAUCAAAUUGAUCGAAAAGUUUGUCCUGGUAGACGAGAGAUUUGUGCCAAAAGGUGAAGGCUACUCUUUGUACUUGAGACCUACUUUGAUUGGUACCACUGCUUCAUUGGGUGUUAGUGCUCCCGACAGAGCUUUGCUUUACGUGAUUGCCAGUCCUGUUGGACCUUACUAUGCUACAGGAUUCAAGCCUGUCUCCUUGGAAGCUUCUGAGAACCUUGUGAGAGCUUGGCCCGGUGGUGUUGGAGACAAGAAACUUGGUGCCAAUUACGCUCCAUGUAUCAAGCCGCAAUUGGAAGCUGCCGCCAGAGGUCACCAACAGAACUUGUGGUUGUUUGGAGAAGAGGGAUAUGUUACCGAGGUGGGAACCAUGAAUGCGUUUUUCGUUUUUGAGGCUGAUGGUAAGAAAGAAUUGGUUACUGCUCCAUUGGAUGGAACUAUCUUGGAGGGUGUCACAAGAGAUUCUAUCUUGGAGUUGUGCCGCGAGAGAUUGCCUUCAUCUGAAUGGACUAUCUCUGAACGUCCUUUCACAAUCAAAGAGGUGAAAGAGAAUGCUGACGCCGGAAAAUUGGUGGAGGCAUUUGGUGCCGGUACUGCUGCCAUUGUCUCUCCUAUUGGCAACAUUAGCUGGAAAGGAAACGAAAUCAAGGUGCCUGUUGGAAGUGAGGGAACCGGUGAGUUGACCAAGACCGUCCUUGACUGGAUCAUGGGCAUCCAAUACGGAAAGGUGACCUUCAAGAACUGGUCGAGAGUCGUCCAGUAA